Molecule: messenger RNA, 513 nt
Organism: Pieris brassicae (large cabbage white)
Lineage: Eukaryota; Metazoa; Arthropoda; Insecta; Lepidoptera; Pieridae
Gene: Rpb10
Product: DNA-directed RNA polymerases I, II, and III subunit RPABC5
Exons: 3
Coding region: 217-420 (67 amino acids)
Biological process (GO): transcription by RNA polymerase II; transcription by RNA polymerase I; tRNA transcription by RNA polymerase III
Cellular component (GO): RNA polymerase III complex; RNA polymerase II, core complex; RNA polymerase I complex
Molecular function (GO): DNA binding; zinc ion binding; DNA-directed RNA polymerase activity
Source: RefSeq, a predicted model, not a curated record
AACUGCCUUCACUUGUUCGCUGUUCACUUUGUGAUUCACUUGAUGACAGUUGCAAAACAUUAAACAAAACAUAUUAAAAUUUUGCGAUUACCAAUUGUGUUUAUAGGUUAUUAUAAAUAAAAAAAUAGAGCUGUGAAGAUCUUGUGGAUUUAAUAUAUAAACUACAUUAUAUUGUUUUUAAAUACAUAACCUUAAUCGAAAGAGAUUUAAUUCACAAUGAUCAUUCCUGUGCGUUGCUUCACUUGUGGCAAAGUCAUUGGAAAUAAGUGGGAGGCUUACUUAGGUUUAUUACAAGCUGAAUAUACUGAAGGUGACGCGUUAGAUGCCCUUGGUCUAAAGCGGUAUUGCUGCAGAAGGAUGUUACUGGGGCACGUGGAUUUAAUUGAGAAACUUCUUAACUACGCCCCUCUAGAGAAAUAAUUCGUGGGGAGCUAUUUAUAUGCUAGUUCCUAAGAAAUGUGUAUGUGUGUAAUAGAUAUGUUAUUUUUAAAUAAAUUCUAAAACUUAACUUUC